Messenger RNA from Symsagittifera roscoffensis, 2134 nucleotides. RefSeq names its product E3 ubiquitin-protein ligase TRIM65-like. The record is from RefSeq and is a predicted model, not a curated record. Gene Ontology annotation, molecular function: metal ion binding; ubiquitin protein ligase activity. Lineage: Eukaryota; Metazoa; Xenacoelomorpha; Acoela; Convolutidae. The transcript is spliced from 3 exons. Gene Ontology annotation, biological process: protein ubiquitination. Bases 301 to 1371 code for a protein of 356 amino acids. Gene Ontology annotation, cellular component: cytoplasm.
AUAGUUUCAUGUAGUCAAUCUAAACUUCAUUACUUUUCUUGUGCUUCUAAAACACAUUGGUAGAAUCUGAUUUGCAAAAAUAGUAAAUCAUUAACAAAAAGCACGUGAAGCUAAUGAUAAAUUUAUGCAAUAUAAUCUAUCACCGCUUAUUUGUUCCGGUAACAGAAAAAUUACUGCUCAGCGCUGAAUUCAAAUCAACACACCUUGUGUCUCUAAUUUAAUCUGUUCAUGUAAUAUUCUGAUCGUUUCGACUGAGUUUGCCAACUUUUGUUUCCUGGUGUGGGUCAAAAUCUCAGAAACAUGAGCAAAGUCAACAGGCCUGAUUGUAGUAUAUGCCUCGAACCGCUAGAAAACCCGAAAAGUCUCUAUUGUGGACACUCAUAUUGUUCAACACCGAGGACGUGUUUAAAACAAGUGCUGUCUAACACACCUAGACGCUGUGCUAGGUGCAGAAAGCCGAUAGACGAAACCAUACGCAACGAAGCUGACCUAUCGGUGAAUUUCGACUUGGAGUCUGCUUUUGAGGAUUGGAAAUGGACGCCAAGGCUAAUGGAGGGGAAGAAUGCUUGCUCGAUCCACGGAAAACCCCUAAAGUUUUUUUGCAACAACAUCGGCUGCUUUAGUGGAAUCUGUGAAGACUGUUGGAUAAUUGACCAUGUUCAUCAUCACGUUGUUCCGUCAAAAAUUGUUCUGGGCAAAGAUGUUGAAGAACUGGAAAACAAUUGGAAAAAGAUCGAGGAUUAUCAAACUACGUGCAGAAAGUUGGUCACCGAUUCUGUCAAUCUAAGCGAAGAUACCCUGUCUAUAAUGCAGAAAAUAGACCAAUUAAUCUUAUCUAAAGGGGAUCUUCGAAAAUUCCAAAGCGUUGAAGACAACCACUUGUUCAAACAAAAAACUUUGAAAGAGUUGGAAAAGCAUGAAGAGCUUGUUGAACGGAUUAAACAGAAAACAACCUCUUUAAUUGCAUCAUACAACCAAGUAGAAAACAGUCUCAAUGCUGCAAAGGAUUGUUUCCGUGAAGGUCCAGCAUCCAGUAGUUUUCCCGCAGUUGGAGAAAUAUAUCUGAGAAGAAGUAACUGUAAGCUGAAGGAUAUCAAAAGAAGAAUAGCCAACGGCAAGAUUAAAAGAUUUGGCCAUUAUGCAUUCUGUCCCAGGAGUCAAAACUUGUUUUUUGCUGACAAGCCUUCAUUUUCUUUCACACCUAACAAAAUGUUCAGAGUCAGCAUUGAUUCAAUUCAAAAGGAAACAGAGUUUGACAUUCCAGGAGCAGUUUGUGGACUGGCAUUGAGUGGAGGUGGCGCUCUGUAUGUCCAUUAUCAUAAUGAUAGUGUGCACAGAAUGAGUGUGUUGAUAAAGAAAAUGGAAGAGUAGUGAGGACUCUGGAUACUUCGAAACUAGACACGGAUUCUUUUCUGAUCAUUCACGCUCAUGAAAAUGUGUUACUGCUGGUAGGAGGGUAUUUUGAUUCAAACACUUACGAAUUUGUGCAUGUGUACGAAAAUGAAGUGUAUAAAAGAACACUUCAGCUUCUCAUCAAGAUAAAUGUCGCUUGCAUCUCAUCAGCUUUAUGCGGACGAGACAUUUUAUUACUGCUAACAGAUGAAAGCACACUGGCAAUAGUUGAUCUCAACCAGUCUGGAUCUAAGGCCCAGUUCAAAUCAAUCCGGUUGGGUCAAGUAAGGUGUUUUGAACUAUUGUGGAUAGGGAGAGGAGAUGAGCAUAGUGGAGAAGGAUAUCUAUUUGCAUCUCAACAAUUAGCACGUCCAUUCAAUUCUCAUGUGUAUGAGUUGAAUGUGAAGAGUGUUGUGGAUGGUGCUCUACUGACACCACUGCAGAUCCCAUUCAUGAAUAGUUACGGCUCUAGAAACAUUUUCUUCAAAUGCACAAUGGGAACAGAUGCUAUAUUAUGCAAAGAUUUAUGCGGCAAAAAGGUGAACGAGGACGAACAUUAUUGUCCAGCGAGCAUUUUGAAACUGGAGAAGAUCCUCUGAUUGAUAAAAUUCGGAGCAUUUUCAUCUUUCGUCAACUGCAAUCAAUCAUACUUGGGCUUCUAUGCUUUCCAUUGUAUAAUAAAAAAUCUAGUGUAUUUACGCUAAUCAAAAACCUUAUUUUCUAUUAACGCCCUAGAAUACCU